AAAAAUAAAAAAAAGUAUUCAACUUUUUAUUUGACCCUCUCUCUCCUCUUCCCUCUUUUCAUGGUAGACCCAAUUCUCUCUCUCUCUUAACAACACUCUCUCCUCUCUCUCCCUCUCUCUAUCUAUCCCCAUUUCCAUGGAAGCAAGCAGAUGUGUUCUUACAUCUCUUUCUCUCUCUACAGCCUUACAUGAACAGUGACUGUUCUCUCUCUUUCCCUCUCCUUCCUUUUUUCUUCUACUUCUCCUUCCCUUUGCUUCGAAAAGGGUAUCUCGUGAUCUUUAUCGCUCAAAAAUCUUCACUUUCAGGUAACGAUUUAUUGGGUCUCUCUCUCUCUCUCUCUCUCUCUCUAAAGCUCUGUUCUUUUUAUUUCUUCUUUUUCUGGGUUUUAUUCUCUGAUUCUUGCUAGAUCCAAAAGUUCUUUAUUUUGCCUCUUCUUCUUCUUUACUUUAACGAGAUCUGUUUUUACCCUUAAAGACUCAAAAUAAAAAUCCAAACUUUUUGCAUGAAGAGCUUUAAUUGAUUUGUCACUUAGAUUUGAUAUUUCAAUUUGGAUCAGGCCACUCGUUGAUGGAAUCUGUGACAGUAUUGAUUACUAGAGAGUAAAGACAAGUUCUUUAAAUCUCAGGGAAGAAGGAAUUGGUGUUUAAGAUUGCUCUGUGUUAAUGAUGGCUUCAAAAACUCCAGAAGGAUCACUUACCAAUUCCAGUCAAAGUAUGUCAAUCAACACUUUAGCAGAUCAAGUAUCUUCGAGUUUGUCUUUCGCUGAUCCAAGUAGUGAUGGCAAAACCGGUAAUAGUAAGAUCAACGAGCAAGGUGAGAGUGGAAAGAGUAGCACUUGUAGACCAAGUACAAGCAGUGAUAUAAGCGAUGAGAGCACUUGUAGCAGCUUUAGUAGCAGUAUCAACAAACCUCACAAGGCUAAUGAUGUGAGAUGGGAAGCUAUUCAAGCUGUUAGAACUAAACAUGGUGGUUUGGGUUUGAAUCAUUUUAGGCUCUUGAAGAGGUUAGGAUGUGGAGAUAUUGGAACUGUUCAUCUUGCUGAGUUGAAUGGAACUAGGUGUUAUUUUGCGAUGAAGGUUAUGGAUAAAACUGCUUUGGCUAGCCGGAAAAAGCUUCUUAGGGCUCAAACUGAAAGAGAGAUAUUGCAGUGUCUUGAUCACCCGUUUCUUCCGACUUUGUAUAGUCAUUUUGAGACAGAGAAGUUCUCUUGUUUGGUGAUGGAGUUUUGUCCUGGUGGUGAUUUGCAUACACUAAGGCAGAGACAACCCGGGAAACGCUUCACCGAGCAAGCAGCUAAGUUUUAUGUCGCGGAAGUGCUUCUUGCAAUGGAAUAUUUACACAUGCUUGGGAUCAUUUACCGUGAUCUGAAACCCGAGAACGUUCUUGUGAGAGAUGAUGGGCACGUGAUGCUUUCGGAUUUUGAUCUCUCCCUGAGAUGUACUGUGAGCCUCUCUAUAGUCAGAUCAGCUAAUGUUGGAUCCGAAGGCUUGUCGAAGAAUUCGGUUUCUUGCUCGCAACAACCUGCAUGCAUCCAGCAACCAUCUUGCAUCUCAAUGGCUCCAACAUCUUGCUUCGGUCCUCGGUUCUUCUCAUCGAAAUCCAAGAAAGACAAGAAACCGAAAACCGAAAACGGGAACCACCAAGUAACUCCGUUACCAGAACUCGUUGCAGAGCCCACAGGCGCCCGUUCUAUGUCUUUUGUUGGCACACACGAGUACUUAGCUCCAGAGAUCAUCAAAGGUGAAGGACAUGGAAGUGCAGUUGAUUGGUGGACCUUUGGGAUCUUUCUUUAUGAACUAUUGUUUGGUAAAACACCGUUUAAAGGGUCAGGAAAUCGAGCAACGCUCUUCAACGUGGUUGGUCAGCCUCUUAGAUUCCCUGAAUCUCCGGUUGUUAGCUUCGCAGCUAGGGAUUUGAUAAGGAGUUUGCUUGUGAAGGAGCCACAACAUAGAUUAGCUUAUAAGCGUGGAGCAACAGAGAUAAAGCAACAUCCUUUCUUUGAAGGAGUGAAUUGGGCUCUGGUUCGAUGUGCCAGUCCACCGGAGAUUCCUAAACCGGUUGAUCUUGAAGCUUUGAAUCCUACUCCUACUGUGCCAGCAGCCGCAUCUUCGAGUGUAAGAUCUGAUCAGAGUAAUUAUCUUGAGUUUGAUUUCUUCUGAAGAAACUGUUUCCACAGUUGAUGAUUCUCAUUAUUGUUUCUUUGCAAAUUCUGUUUAGUGUUUUCUACAAAUGUGUUUCUUUUUUUUUCUUCUUUUUAAUUUUCACGUCUUGGAAAAAGUUAUGAGAUUUGUAAUCAUUCUUCAAAGUUGUGAGACAGUCUCUGUACCAUCUUCUUGAGUUUAAUGUUAGACACGAACCAUUGAGAAUCCAUUAAUCCACCAUAUCAAAACCUCAAAAGUUC
This is a messenger RNA of Arabidopsis thaliana (thale cress), 2402 nucleotides long. It is a transcript of the gene D6PK, whose product is annotated as D6 protein kinase. The coding region runs from base 664 to 2160 and encodes 498 amino acids. Lineage: Eukaryota; Viridiplantae; Streptophyta; Magnoliopsida; Brassicales; Brassicaceae. The record is from RefSeq and is marked reviewed. Gene Ontology annotation, molecular function: protein kinase activity; protein serine kinase activity; protein serine/threonine kinase activity. The transcript has 3 exons. Gene Ontology annotation, cellular component: plasma membrane.